AUGCCAAAUUUAAAUGCAGUAGUAGUGAAAAGUGAAGAUCAAUCUCCAUUACCAAUUGAAGAAUCAACUGAAAUGUCAAAAGUUUUAUUAAAAACAUCAUGUAAAAAUACGAAGAAAAAAAUUCUACUACCACUUUUUAUCUUCAUAAUUGUGGUUGCUAUAACUACAACAUUAAUAAUUGUAGUUAAAAAGAGAAAUGUCGAGAAAACAACCUUAACAAUCGGUAACAUCACGAUGGAACCAUUAGUAACAAAACCAGCAGAACUGUCAACAACGACAACAAAAGACCCAUCUUCAUCCAGUGAUUUGCAUUGGAAUACAAAAGGGAUCACUAUAGGUAUCAACUCAUCGCCGAAAUUAUCAUGUUCACGUCUAUUUAUUGAUUCUAAUGAUACUUUAUAUGGUGUAGACAACACUAAGGCUUAUGUUUGGAAGCUAUCAAAGAAUGAUACAAAUGCAACCAUUAUCGCUGGAAUUUAUGGAUCAAGCGGACAGAGUAGUUUUCAACUGCAUUAUCCUGAAGAUGUUUAUGUUAAUCAAUAUGGAGAUAUAUAUGUAGUAGAUACUAACAAUCAUCGCAUACAAAAGUUCGUUAAUGGAAAAACGGAAGGGGUAACUAUUGCAGGUCAGGGUGUAACAGGUAAUGGUAGCUCGGAUCUGUUGCUUUAUCCUCGCGACUUUGCCUUUGACUCAACAGAGACAUUCAUGUACGUUGCUGAUCGUUCGAUGAAUCGGAUAUUACGCUUUUUAAUAAAUUCAACAGUAGGUAAAUCUGGAACUGUUGUAUUCGGCAACGAACAAGAUGGUAACCAGAAACACCAAGUGAAUGGCCCGUGGAGUAUUUAUCUUUUACCGCCUAUGGAAAAUACUCUUUUCAUCGCAAAUCAUGAUGGACAUUCUAUAAUGCGUUGGUCUAUUGGUGAAAUAUCGGGUACUUUCGUAGCAGGCAAACCAGGUUUUGCAUGUUCUGAUUCUGAUUGUCUACAUGACCCGACCGAUGUUCUAGUUGAUGAUCAUUCGAAUAUAUAUGUAGUUGACUCGUUGAAUCAUCGAAUUCAAAUGUUUUGUCAAAAUAACAAAGAUGGUGAAACUAUUAUUGGAAAUGGUAUCCGUGGUAAUAAUUCAACACAGUUAUCAGAACCACGAGGAAUAGCAUUCGAUUCAGCAAUGAAUAUGUACGUUUGUGAUACAGGCAAUUAUCGAGUUCAAAAAUUUCUUAAACUUUAA
Molecule: messenger RNA, 1227 nt
Organism: Adineta ricciae
Lineage: Eukaryota; Metazoa; Rotifera; Eurotatoria; Adinetida; Adinetidae
Source: the annotation of a GenBank genome assembly